Molecule: messenger RNA, 597 nt
Organism: Rotaria sordida
Lineage: Eukaryota; Metazoa; Rotifera; Eurotatoria; Philodinida; Philodinidae
Source: the annotation of a GenBank genome assembly
AUGAUUACUAAAUCAAAACCUUAUUUUGAUGCAAAAUUCAAAGCAGAAAAUGAGCUUAAAAAUCAAAAAUGUCGUAUUGAAGAUAUACAAAAAGCAAUAAUUCAAGCCAAAAAAACAUAUCGUACAGCAUUGAAUAAUCUUGAACAAAUAUCCGAUGAAAUUCAUACAAAACGUAAAAAUGAAAUUCUAAUAAAACUUCCUCUACGUGAACCAACUAUCGGUGCUGAAAAAUCCGAUGAAUUUAUUGAAUUACCUAAUCUUGAAUUUUCAAAAAUUGAUCUUUCUGAUGAAUUGUCUGAUAAUGAUUUUUCAAAGUCCAUGAAUUCAUUACCAAUUAAUACAAGUAUGAAUUGCAUUUAUCCAUCAUCUAACAAUAUUUCACCAUUAAUAAAUAAUAAAUUUCAAAAUCAUUUUACUACGCAAACAAUUACAUGUGAAAAUAAUUAUCAACAACUACGAAAACAUAUAACAACAAAUAAAAAUAGUAGAAUAAAACAGAUAGGAAUAUUAAUGAAUAAUGAAACGCCAUUGCUUUCACAUCUUUUUGGAACAAAUAAAUUUCAUAGUGAUUCAAAUUUAAAUAUCAUAACAAAAUAA